Messenger RNA from Loa loa (African eye worm), 513 nucleotides. RefSeq lists its product as hypothetical. The transcript has 7 exons. Bases 1 to 513 code for a protein of 170 amino acids. Lineage: Eukaryota; Metazoa; Nematoda; Chromadorea; Rhabditida; Onchocercidae. The record is from RefSeq and is a predicted model, not a curated record.
AUGGCAGCGACUAAUUAUUUCUCCACUACAGCUAUUAAUUUUCCCGAAAUGGUUAUUGAAUUUAACGAAAGUGAAUUUAACGAAGAAAUGGAAAUAGAAACUGUGGAAGUACUUCACUACGAUACCUUUUUACUGUAUGCACGUAGCGAAAACUUGUCGGACAGGGCAGUUGCAAUCCGUGAUUUGUCGAAAUUGUCACGGAUGUUGAACAUCGAAAAAGAGCAACGGCGAAUUGAAGUUGUCUUUAGUCUGAUUGAAAAUGUGUUUGCUAAAGAAACAGAUAGUAAAUUAUGUUGUAUGUUAGUGGAGCAAGUUCCAUCAUUGUAUGUUGAAUUUAUGGCAGUAGAAUAUCUGCUGAAAAGAGUCCACGAAGUAUUCCCAGCAUUAUUAGCGAGUGCUCUGGACCAUACUGCGGAUGAUGUACGUAAAUCGGCAAUUGGAGCAAUUGAUACUUUGGUUGAGCAACACAUAUUGCCGCAAGAGAAAAAAUAUAUCAAUACUAUGUAUGGAUGA